Messenger RNA from [Torrubiella] hemipterigena, 2176 nucleotides. The record is from the annotation of a GenBank genome assembly. NCBI's taxonomy places the organism in Eukaryota, Fungi, Ascomycota, Sordariomycetes, Hypocreales, Clavicipitaceae.
ACGUCAUCUGCUUCGCGAGCCUGCUCCAUCCCCCGCCGUCAUUGUCACAAGGAUCCCCUACUCAAAGCCCCAUUUCCCUCUUUUUCAUCAAGUGUAAUUUGACUUGAGCGCCUAAUUUCUGACCCUGAACCUGUUGCCCAAGGCCUAAUUUUCUUCAAACCCACUUACAUAACCACAAGUCGUGAGGGAUCCAUCAUGACUUCAUUGCCGGUCACAACGCCUACGAAACGGACGGAGCUUGUAGCCGAGUCACCGACCACUGCCCGUCCACUGGAAAUGGAUGACGACGACGUCCACGACUCUACCAUGACAAGCGAACCUGGUGUUGUUACCCCUACCAAAGAUGCCACCGCGAGCAAACCAGAACCCGAGACAUCAACGGACACUGCGCCUGUCCAGACAGCUGUCAGUGAUGAAGCGGCGCCACCAAAGCCACCCAGACCUGCUACCGAAGCUCAAAAGAAUGAAACAAUUUUGAAGGAAGCUUUCCCUAGCGUGGAUGCCAGCAUCAUCAAGGCUGUCUUGACUGCCAGUGGUGGCAAGGUUGAGCCUGCUUUCAACGCGCUCCUUGAAAUGACGGAUCCUGAAGCCGCAAAGCAAGAACCGGAAGAGCAACCCCCUGCACAGCCUCCAAGACCUCAAGGCCAAACCCACAUGUCGCAACUCGAAGCCGACGAAUUAUAUGCACGCCAGUUAGCUGAACAUUACGAUAAUGUUGGUGCCUAUGAAGCUAGAACUUCCAGCCUUAACCGCAACCGGCGUCAGCAGCCUGACCUAGAUGACGAGGAUCGUGAGCGUAACUUUAUUGACGACGACCUGCCUAUUAUUCGCGAGAACCUGCGCCAAGGAUUCCUCGAUACUCAGACCAAGGUAAAUGGGUGGAUCUCCAAUCUGCGCAAACGAAUCGAAGACAACUUUGACGAGGGCGACGAGGAAACGCACAACCAAGGCCCAUCUCAACGUCACUCGGGAGACCGCAGCCGUCGCAGCGGGGAUUAUGAUCGAUACGAUGCCGACCCUCAGGUUCUGAGCGAUGAUUUCGCAGGCAUGCGAUUCUCACAGGAUGGCACUGCUCAUCCCCUUUCGGGGGGUUUACACCGACCCCCUCCACUAUCGAAAUCACCGCGACCUAACGACGGACGCCGUGUUGGGUUCAAAGAGGGCCACGAAGAAAUUAAUAUGUACGAUUCCUCGCCAAAGGUCCCACCCAAGGAUACGCCUCCUACUUCAGCAAUGAAGGCUAGCAAGUGGCAACCGUUGUCCAGCGUGGAGCCUGAGCCUAUUGCCGAUAACGACCCGUUCAGCCUGGGAGAUAGUGAGGAUGAGAAGGAGAAAGAUACCAAGGACAAGCCUAAGGAUGCUGUCAAGGACAGCAAGGAUGACGAGGCUGAAAGACUAAAGAAGGCUGCCGCAGAAGCCAUGUCAGACAGCCUGGUUGAUACACCAAAGACGGACGAAACGGCUGCGAAGACCGCUUAGAGACGAACUUGAAAAAAUUGAACUUGUAACGUAAGAUUGCCAGGAAUGCAUCUCGAAUAUACAAUAUUCAAAAGCGCUUUAUCAAGUCAACAUGUUUUCUUGUGGUGCCUGGUAGCUGUGUUUGCGGCGGGAGUCGCCACCACUCACAUGCUGCCAGUUUGACUACAUAAGGUUGCAUCUCAAAGCUUCGGGUCGGGACCCUCCCCUCCUGCAACAACCCCUCUUCUUUGGGCUUUAGAAUUGGAGAAGGUGCAGGCGGGGUUGGCCGUGUGUCGUCAACGGUUCAAGAGAGUGCCUGGUUGCCAUGCCUGUGCUUUGUGUAGGUACAUCAGAAAGUGACCAGACACAGUUGAGAUGCUGGCACGGGGUCAGAUUCGUAGUUCUGAUUGGUUGUGGGAGACGAAAGAGUGUGUGAAAGUAAUUCACUAGAUAGUGUAGCAUCGAUUCUGUAUGUGCUUUUGCGUGGUGGCUCCAUAGCCGGUUAAUAAUCGGAUGCUGAAAACAGGUCCAGUAGUGGACACUGCCGACCACGAGUCCCGCCAACAGUCACUAUGAAGCUAUUGUCGUGUCAGCGGCGUGAACAGCGGCAUAUAAAUGACGGAAAAUUGCGGCAAAAUGGCUGGUUCAGAUUCGAAACUGCUUGUGUAUUAUUUAGCUUUGAAGUUACUUUAUAAAUUUUGAAAUAUUGUAUUGAAAA